AUGAGUGACGUGGUGCUCACAAAGCGCGCCCAGGACCAGUUCUCAGCGAGUGGGUACACAGUGACCACGUCACGCCACCCAUAUAUCACAGACCCCAUCGCCUCCAAGCGUAUCUGCUUCUACAAGAGCGGUGACCCUCAGUUCAGUGGCCUGCGCAUGGUCAUCAACAACCGCACCUUCAAGACUUUCGAUGCCCUCCUAGACAGCCUCUCCAAGAAGGUCCCGCUGCCAUUCGGAGUAAGGAACAUCACCACUCCCCGAGGAGUCCAUGCAGUGCACACACUAGAUGAACUGGAGGAUGGGAAGGCCUACAUCUGCUCUGACCAGCAGAAGGUCAAACCCAUUAACAUGGCAGUAGCCAAUAAGAAGCUACCACCCUGGUACAAUGCCCGCCCCAUGAGCGCCCGGCGUCGGGCCUUGCAGCUGGCCAAACAGAACCCUGGCAGGCCCAUGCACAUAAAUACCCCUGUCAUUGUACGCACACCUAAGAGGUUGAUGGUAUUCCAGAAUGGGGACCCCAGUGUCAAACAUAAUCUGAUGCUACAGAAGAGAACCACUCGCACAUUUGAGGCUCUGCUGGAUUACUUGUCCGAGUUGAUGAACUUUCCUGUGGUAAAACUACACACACCAGAUGGAAGAAGGGUGGAUGGGCUCCCAGCUCUGAUUAUAUGCUCUGGGAUUGUAGUAGCUGCUGGUCGCGAGGCCUUUAAAUCUGGGAACUACAAGACACAAAAAUCUUCUGCUUCAACAUGGCUGCCUGCUAGACGAAUGGCAUCUAAAAGACUAAAGCAACCAGCAUCCCGGAAAAAGAAACCUAUAUCUAGCGGCAAAUCAAAACUUUUCUCCCCAUCGUCAGAGAGAUACUUUGUGAAUCAGAUAAACCACUGCAUUGCAGGAAGUGAGGGUGACCUUCCCAGUAACAACGCAGAAUCUGUAGAACUGGAGGCUGGCCAUUUUCUAGAGUCAGUGGCCGAAACAGAUGCCGACUCCUACCAUGGAGAUAGGGGUGAAGGGGCAGACAACUGCAUCCCCAGUGACGAUGACAUUGAGAAGUCCUUUCGGGUGAACCAGGAUGGCAGCAUGACAGUGGAGAUGAAGGUGCGACUAACCAUCCGGGAGGAAGAAACCAUCCACUGGACCACCACCCUGAGCAGGUCCAGUGUGGCCAACCACCUCAGUGCGGCUGAGUCUGAGCUGGAGAACAGUUCUCCUGAGUCCAACAUCCUACCACCAACACAACCCAACACCAUGGGCACCAUCAAUGGGUACAAUGUUAAAAAGGAUGAUCAUGAUGAUAAGGAUGAUAUGCCUCCAGAGACCAGCAGACUUACCAGUGUGGAAGUAGACAAUGAGGAUGAUACUAAAACACAUGUGGGUGUGGUCUCUCCCAGGAGGGCUCCUACCCCAGGACCCAGGAGAUACAGACAGAAGCAGGCCUCAGUGGAGAGCCUCAAAACAAUGUUGGGAGAUGAGAUUCAGGAGAACAUGGUAGGUUCUAACUCCUACAGAGAGACAACUGAGAACAGAGAGGUAGAGCAAUACCGCAUGGUCAGACAGUGCAGCAGCAAGCCAGUUCCUAAACCAAGGGGAGUUGGAUCUGUGGAUAUCAACAAUUACAAUAAGACUCAAUCGACUUUUAAAUCAGGCAUGGCUGAGAUCUUGCAGAUCCAAAAUGGCGGGGAGGAAGUCAUAGAAAGUGUAAUGCACAUAUACGAGCAGCAGACUUGUCAGGACAAUUUCCUGGCUAACAGCCAGUAUAAUGUCCAGGGUGUGUCCAUAUAUGGGAUGAUGUACGGAAGAACAGCCACCUCUGACACAGCCCACUUGUCCUCCAGUAAUGACUUGGAGCUGGAGCUGGGUAGACCCUCUACAGCCUCAAAGUCAAUCAGCUUGUGGAGGGCUGACCAGUCUCUUUCAUCUGAGUUCACCAUCCCCAAAUUUAAGGCUGGAGGAUCUCUCCUACGCAACAGGGUACUAAAUAUCCAUAAAACCCCUCUCUCCAUGCCCACCAAAGACAAUGACACCCCAGAGUGGGUCUCUGAAGCAAGCAAAGAAAACUCCACCACUGAUGUAAAGAAAGUCAAGAAAAUGUUCUCAAAGCCCAAAGUCAAAAAGAACCAGGUUUGUAAGGUUACAACACCAGACAAAAGACGUAAAAGAGAGUAA
Oncorhynchus masou masou (cherry salmon) is the source of this 2166-nucleotide messenger RNA. Its product is annotated as oxygen-regulated protein 1-like. Bases 1 to 2166 code for a protein of 721 amino acids. The record is from RefSeq and is a predicted model, not a curated record. Gene Ontology annotation, cellular component: axoneme. Lineage: Eukaryota; Metazoa; Chordata; Actinopteri; Salmoniformes; Salmonidae. Gene Ontology annotation, biological process: axoneme assembly; retina development in camera-type eye; intracellular signal transduction. The transcript is spliced from 3 exons.